UCCAGGGGGCGCUGCGCCUCGCCGCGGUGAGCGCCCGGCCCGCAGCUACUUCCGGGUCGGACGGGGCAUGGCGAGGGACGGCGGCGCGGCGGGGACGGCCGCCUCCCGGGAGCUGCUGGCCGUGGGGCGCCGAGGAGGGCUGGAAGAAACUUUGUUGAUUAAUUCAAAAUGUAGCAGCAAAAAGGCCACAACUUUACAGACUGUUAAGAUGCCAAGGAGUAAUGUUUUGGACCGAGUACAGAGUUUUUUACCACAGAUGGCCCACGCAAAUGAUGAGCUAAGAAGAAAAAUGGUAACAGCACCAGCUCAUCAGUUUGAUAUUGAAAAUGUGGACAGUGCAACAGAAAAAGUUAUAGAAAUGAAUGUGGCUGUAGUUGAACUGAAUGAUUCUGAUAUAGAUGAAGACAUACUGACUUCAGAAGAUGACUCAGAAUCUGAAGAUGACUAUAUAACUGAUGAAGUGACAAUAGACAACAUUAAGUUUCCUAAACAAAAGGAAGAAAAGGGCAAAAUAGAAAUUUUAGAUAGCAAAGCAAAUGAGUAAAUCCAUUUUAUUUUGCGUAAAAAAAA
Messenger RNA from Falco peregrinus (peregrine falcon), 570 nucleotides. RefSeq names its product NOP protein chaperone 1 (gene NOPCHAP1). Bases 68 to 544 code for a protein of 158 amino acids. Gene Ontology annotation, biological process: box C/D snoRNP assembly. Lineage: Eukaryota; Metazoa; Chordata; Aves; Falconiformes; Falconidae. Gene Ontology annotation, molecular function: box C/D methylation guide snoRNP complex binding. The record is from RefSeq and is a predicted model, not a curated record. The transcript has 4 exons.